UACAAUUAACUCCUGAUGAAUCAAAAUCAAUAAUUGUUACUGAUCUCACAUUGGCCACUGUUUUAGUAUCAUCAAAAAUUUCUUAUUCUACUGAAACUAGUACCAUGACCACUGCAUUAACUACUGCAUUGACUACUCCAUGGACUACUCCAUUGACUACUGCAUUGACUACUCCAUGGACUACUCCAUUGACUACUCCAUUGACUACUCCAUUGACUACUGCAUUGAUUACUCCAUUGACUACUCCAUUGACUGCUCCAUUGACUACUCCAUUGACUACUCCAUUGACUGCUCCAUUGACUACUACAUUGACUGCUCCAUUGACUGCUCCAUUGACUGCUCCAUUGACUACUCCAUGGACUACUCCAUUGACCACUGCAUUGACUACUCCAUUGAUUACUCCAUUGACUGCUCCAUUGACUACUGCAUUGACUACUACAUUGACUACUCCAUUGACUGCUCCAUUGACUGCUCCAUUGACUACUCCAUUGACUGCUCCAUUGACUGCUCCAUUGACUGCUCCAUUGACUACUCCAUUGACUACUACAUUGACUGCUCCAUUGACUGCUCCAUUGACUGCUCCAUUGACUACUCCAUUGACUGCUCCAUUGACUGCUCCAUUGACUACUCCAUUGACUACUACAUUGACUACUACAUUGACUACUACAUUGACUACUCCAUUGACUGCUCCAUUGACUGCUCCAUUGACUACUCCAUUGACUGCUCCAUUGACUGCUCCAUUGACUACUCCAUUGACUCCUCCAUUGACUGCUCCAUCAACUGCCCCAUUGACUACUACAUUGACUACUCCAUUGGCUACUCCAUUGGCUACUGUGUCAACUACUGUAUUAGUGAAUAAUGGAGGAAGUAUUACUGGAUGGAUAGUCAGUGUGACAGUAUUAGCAUCACUAUUAGCUGUAUCUAUAAUUAUUAUACUGGUACUGGUUGUAUAUAAUAAAAGAACUAAUAUCAAGCAAAAGAGUUUACAAUUCCAUAGAAAACCAGAUAAGGAGAUUGAAAUGGAAUUCAGUCCAGCUUAUACUACAAAUACUGCUGAUGAUCUAUCAAUGAAGGAUAGUCCAACAUACAUGUAUGCUACAGUACAAGAAGCACAAUCAACUGAUGAGCCAAUAUAUGAUACAGCUGGGCCUGAGUCUAUAUACUCCACCUGCUGAAUAUAAAAUACCAGUUUCAUGAUUUGGUGCACAAUACAACAUUAAAGUGUGUCUUUGUC
This is a messenger RNA of Amphimedon queenslandica, 1234 nucleotides long. RefSeq names its product hepatitis A virus cellular receptor 1-like. The record is from RefSeq and is a predicted model, not a curated record. Lineage: Eukaryota; Metazoa; Porifera; Demospongiae; Haplosclerida; Niphatidae. Bases 105 to 1175 code for a protein of 356 amino acids. The transcript has 6 exons.